CCUCCCCGCCCCUCCUCCGCCACUCCUUCCUGGUUCUCCGCGCGGAGCUCAGCGCAGCAGAGCGCAGCCCGGCGCGCGCCGCCCACUCGCCCCGGCUGGGCGCACAGGGACCGCGGGGACCGCGAGCGCGGGCCAGGACGACCCGGAGGACAUGGAGGAGAGACCCACAGAGCCCAACGCCGGCGUGGACAGCUCGGCGUCCCCAUCGGUGGCCCAGCUGGCCGGGCAGUUUCGAGAGCAGGCAGCAGCGGCCAAGGAGACACCAGCCAGUAAACCAAGCAGAAGGAGACCUCCCUGCUCCCUCCCACUGUUCCCCCCCAAGAUAGAGCCAGCUCAGAAUGGUGAGGAGAAAGCAUCUUCCAAUGUCAGCCACGCUCCUAAAAUCAAGGUGAAGAGCUCGCCCCUGAUCGAGAAGCUCCAGGCCAAUCUGACCUUUGAUCCAGCGGCCCUUCUGCCCGGGGCCUCACCCAAAAGUCCUGGCCUCAAGGCCCUGGUGUCCCCGUUUCACAGCCCUCCAUCCACCCCUAGCAGCCCCGGUAUGCGGCCUCGACCCAGCGAGACAGAAGAGGUCCCCGUCAGCUUCGACCAGCCCCCAGAAGGGAGUCACCUGCCCUGCUACAACAAGGUGCGGACGAGGGGCUCUAUCAAAAGGCGCCCCCCUUCCAGAAGGUUCCGAAGGUCUCAGUCGGACUGUGGGGACUUUGGAGAUUUCGGAGCCACCGAGCCAUCUCAGGAGAAUGGUGCCAGGGAGAACGGGGAUGAAGUGUUCCCACCCAAGUGCCACGCCCUGGGCUCCCCACCACCCCAUGGGGGUGUGCUGGGAAGCGGGGUGCUGGUGGGCAAGCCCCCUCUGAGGAGAACAUCGAGCUGCAUAGAGAAGCAGGAGGACAGGCCCAGAUGGAGCCCAGAAGAGGCCAGCAGGAGCUCAGCACAGGAGGGGACCCCCGAGUCACCCCAGACCUCCGGCCCAGAGAAGGCGGAGGACGUGUGUGUGCGCCCUGCAGAGGACAAGGCUGCUGAAGAGGAAGCAGAGCCGGGGAAGUCUGAAGAGGCAGAGGGGGGAGACAAAGAGGGCAGCCCUGGCCAGAAGAGCCAAGAUGCAAAGGCAGAGGAGGGGACCCAGGGGGAGGACACCCCCCAGACUCCUCCCGGAGGAGUGGAAGGCAGCAGCGUCCCCUCAGAGGAGGAAGGCAAAGAAAAGCAAGCUCAGGGCUGCAGCCCCAGCCCUGCCACACCAGAGCCUGGCAGCGACACCCACAGUGGGCCAGCUGUCCCCACGGAUGAGCCCCCGGCGGAAGGUACUAAAAUGUGAGGAGGAGGUCAUGAAGCACCAGUGACGAAGCUGCCAGAGUGACGGAGCUGCUGUCUUGGGAAGCGGCAGCAGCGACAGGAGCAGAAGCAGAAUAUUCACCUGGGGCCGAGUUUCCAAGUGACUGUCUUGGACAGGCGGAGGGUAGAUCCAAGAGCAGCAGAUGUCUAUCAGCUUGAGUCUCUGUCACUAAAUGGAUUUGGUCUAAAACGCAAAUGUAUUUAAAACAGUAAACAGUGGUGACACUGCCCCAGGGACAUGGCCCAGCCUGGGGCCUCUGGAUCCUCCCCAUGCUUUGGCAGCUGGCCUCCUCACCUUUCGGGUGAAGCUUAUCAGACAUUGCCUGUGUAAAGUUACAGCCUUUUUACUGUUCUGAAAUGUUUACGGUUCUCAUAGAUCAGUAAAAAUUAAUACUAAAUGAACAGGAACAAAAGAAAGCAGUCCUGCUGAAAAAUACGAACAAAAGAUCUUACAUGGUAUCACGAUCCAGGAGACAGCCUGUCUGGCACCUUGCUCCAAAUAUGAAGUGCACAAUCGAUUUUGAAAACAUUGGGCUAGAAAAGAUAAUUGAACUUAAAAAAAAAAUGGUAAGUCAGAGGCUGUGGCACAUGCCCGUCAUCCCAGAACACUGUGCGGCUGAGCCAGGAAGGUUGCAAAUUCAACCCCAGCCUGGGCAAUUUAGGGACUUGGUGAGACCCUGUCUCAAAAUCACUAAGAAAGGGCUGAGGACAUAGCUUAGUGCAAGGCCCUGAGUUCAAUUCCCAGUACCAUAGGGGGUGUCAGUAAUACCAACAAGCGCCUUUCUGUUCCCAUAGUUCUAAUUCCCAGCCUUGUGUCCUCCUUGAGGACGCCGUGGGACUCCUACAAAGCUGCGGGAUAUCAAAUGGUCCCCCUGUCCGUGCUGCAUUUCUGCCUCUCUCAAGUGCAGCAGUCCCUAGGGUCCACAGGAUGGGUCACUUACCUGCAGUGAUGGGUUUCGAGCUCACAGAGCCCCUCUGAGCUGAAUUCGUGUUUUCCAGCGGGUGCCUAAGCUGCCUUAGAAAACCUCCUCCCUCACUUCCUGGUAAGCUUUUCCUCAGCCUAAACCAGGUUUUCAUCCCUGCGGCAGGCAGCGCAGGAGAAAUGAGCUGGGGCCUCUGCUCCCUCCUAGGUAGCUCCCGCCCUAACCCUCUGCCUUUGCAGAGGACUAUCACCUCACGCACCCGGCAGGAUGAGCAGGCUCAGUCCUCAGUUUGCUUUGGGCAUUUAGACUCACCCCGCCUGCUUCUGUCUCCGGCACCAGAAGGCCUCCGGUCACCAGUGGUUCCUCAGUUUUCUCAUCCAAUUUACAGUUUUCCUCACUUCAGGAUAGUGUUAAUAUUACGGUAUAUUUUUUUUCAAAGCUAUUUUUAAAUAGUUUGUAAUUUGCAACAGACUUGUAACCUGGUUGAGACUGAUACUAUCAUAACGAUCAUAAACUUUGGAUUUAACAGAAUCCAGGAGAUAAUGUGUGUCCGUGAUUUUUUUCAGAUUUGUAUACCAUUGGCCUCUGUAGAUCACCAGAGAUGUCCACCCCCUAAGUGACAGAUGUUUUAUUCAUGCGUGCCUUCAGGCUGGGUAGACCCUCACAGAGCUCUGGGCAAGCACUUUGAGUAGGAGGUAGCUUUGAACAUGUGAUGACAGGGUCCACCCUCUCUUACUUGAGAAAAAUGGGACACACACUGGACUAUAGACGUGAAAAUAAAAUUUUUUUCUCAAGUA
Cavia porcellus (domestic guinea pig) is the source of this 3049-nucleotide messenger RNA. It is a transcript of the gene Rcsd1, whose product is annotated as RCSD domain containing 1. The transcript has 7 exons. Lineage: Eukaryota; Metazoa; Chordata; Mammalia; Rodentia; Caviidae. The record is from RefSeq and is a predicted model, not a curated record. The coding region runs from base 152 to 1312 and encodes 386 amino acids.